Scutellospora calospora is the source of this 182-nucleotide messenger RNA. NCBI's taxonomy places the organism in Eukaryota, Fungi, Glomeromycota, Glomeromycetes, Diversisporales, Gigasporaceae. The record is from the annotation of a GenBank genome assembly.
ACAGUAUAAUUAAUUGUUUUCAACUAAUGGUUAAUGAGUUAAAAGAUUUAGUAGAGGAUUUAGAAAAAGAAAUUGCUAAUAAUAAUGAUCGUCACUUACUAGUAAUUCAUCGAAAUAUACAAAAAACUCUUAAGAUUGCAAAAGAUAUUAGAGAAUAUCAUAAUCAUCUUGUUAAUAUUUAA